GGUAUUCAGGGAUUGACUGGAAGGAAAGUGAAACCUGGCUGGUAUUGUGUGGAAUGAUUGAGGAAGAUUGGGAACAAUUUACCUGGUGUUUAUAUAGGUGUUCAAUUGACCACGGAAAAAUUGAUCCAGCGCAGAAAACCACAGGAUUAGGGAUAUAACUACGAGAGGUUAGAGGUUAAAGGUCAUCUGCUGUUGAACGGGGCAUGUGUUAGCGAAGAUCAAACAACUUUAAAAUAGACUUUCAUCAGAGUGCACCUGACAGCUCUCUAUAUUAGUGUGGAUGAUUUGAAGAAAACCAGGCAACAUUACAAUAAAACUUUAUAAGAUUACAAAAACAUCCCUCUCAUAUAUAUAUAUAGAAUUUGAUCCCCGACAAAUAAAUCACCAGGCAUUGGAGAAAAAACAGUGGAAAAAGUAUACGAAAACAAAUUGCGUGACCGUGGUUGGAUUUCUUGUGGAUCUGGCACCCUGGGAGAGGUGAAAACGGCCGGCUUCAGGCUGACAGUGUGGGACUCUGCCAAAACUAGGGUGUGUUUCAAGGUGAAGAAAAAAAUUGUAUUUGCCAUCCAUAGUUUGCCGAUGACAUAAUGGCCCUGCUUGGGAGGGAUAAUAGUGAGGACCUUAAUUAUCCGGAGGAGGCUCAACCUCUGACUAGCCCAGGCGCUUUAGAGGAUGAGCUGAAUAUCUCUCAUGAUGAUUCUGUUGUCAUCGUACAAGAUCCUAGUUCUUCUCACGUCGUUGAUAUCCAUGGAGACCAACUGCGCGCUAAGGAGCGCCAACGAAAAGAAGAUUUUAACGACGAUGUAGAAAAAAUGUUUGAACUUCCCAAGAAGUUUGACAUUUCUUCUCUGAUAUCGGGAUCACCGGCAGUCGUCUCUGAGCAGCAAACCCCUGAACAUGUCGCCACUACACACGGGGAGACAAGGCUGUAUCGUGAAGAGGACUAUACAAGUGGUCUGUCAGUAGAAAUGUCGUCCAUGGGUCAUCGCCGUGACUCCUUCCCCCACAUCCAUCACCCUCUCAAGGCACUACGCAGCAGCCGUUCCAGUAAGAGUAUCAGGGAUGAUAAACCAAAGAAGAAGAAGAAGAAAAAGAAGAAGAGGAAGAUGCAUACUGUUAAGAGUUUCCCAUCACGAUCCGCCACUCUGUCCCCGCCGAUCCCUGAAGUGGAGGUCGAGGAAUAUGAUAUUUCCCCGCCAGGAUCUUCAUCUUCAUCUUUAUCAAGCGAUGACUUUGACGACUACAGGGGAGAGGAUGAAAUUGACACACAUCUGCUUGUCCCUCCGGAUCACCAGAUCAAUCUUAAGGAGCAGAUUUCGUCUCCAUCCUCUAACGAAGACUACAAGGUCGGUUUUUAUAUCGGUGAGAGGUCAACUUCCCCCAUUCACGAGUUAGACAAAGGGAAGAAAGACAAGAAAGAAGAGGCGAAAGCUUCCUCUCCAGAUAAAAUAUUUUAUGUCGGAGAUUAUGCUGAUGAACCCCUGCUGUCCCCAUCAGCAAAUCACGACCGACGCCAAAGUGACUUUGGAAUUAGCUAUGAAGAGCCGAAGAUGAGCGUCAAGUUUUCUAUAGGUGCUGAGGACAGUACCCCAACACUGAAGAGUGCUUCCUCCUCUGUUAGUCAGGUUGAUGCAUCUAACAAUUCACUUCAUCCUUCAAGUCGAUCUGAGCCAAGAAUCCAUAAACAUCGUCACAAACAUCACCACGAUCCCUUCAAACAGGAAGAUCUGCUCCUACGCCGACAGAUUGGGAGCGAAGUUAAGAUGGAGGACUAUAUCAGACAUGUCCCCACGGAAACCGAGGAAGCCAUUUUACUACAGAAAGCUGAUUUGGAUGACAUGUCCAGCCAUCGCUUUGAGAAUGUGCGUGGAAUACGACGUCACAAAAUAGCCAAGCACAAUGCUGUAGCCUCCAUAGUCCACAUAGGGAAAUCUGACAGGGGCAAAAAGAAACCAAUCCUGAAGAAAAAGAAAAUUGACCACAGUCCUCACGAGGUGUUUGUCGAGCUUGACGAGUUAUACCUAGGAGAUCACAAUGACUUUGAAUGGCGAGAGAAGGCUAGGUGGAUCAAGUUUGAGGAGGAUGUUGAAGAAGGAGCGGAGAGAUGGGGCAAACCCCACGUCGCCUCGCUGUCAUUUCACAGUCUUCUGGAGCUCCGACGAGGGCUAGAGAAUGGGUGUCUGCUGCUUGACCUUGAUGCCUCUGACUUACCAACAAUUGUGAAUAGUGUCAUUGACUCCAUGAUUGUACACGACCAGCUACGACCAGAGAACAAGGGGAACGUACUCCGCACGCUUCUUCUCAAACAUAGACAUGUUGGAGAGGGAGUGAAAACACUAAUACGUCGGAAUAUCUCAUAUAUGAAUCUUAGAGCAAUGGGAUCGGACAAUAAAAACAGACAUCAAGGUAACAAGUUGUCUUUGAUGAAGUCAUUUUCCUCUGCGAGUUUCGGGAAAUCAGCAUCAUCCGCUUCUAUUCCAAUGUUGGAGCGCAGAGAAAACAAGGCGGACAAAGUGAACGGAAAAGGCAGUAAGAUAGAGGCCAAGGACCUACAGUUUGUAAAAGUUGAUGUCGACAAUAAUAUGCAGACAGAUGGUGUUCACAUCGGAAUCACCACACCAGAAACAAACCAGCGAAACAUUCGCGACAUCACCCGUCGUAUCCCGAAGGGUGCCGAGGCGAUAACGGUACUUGUUGGUUCUGUUGACUAUCUGGACACGCCUACAAUGGCAUUCGUACGAUUAGCUGAAGGUCAAAUACUGGAGAAUCUGACGGAGGUUCCACUUCCUGUUCGCUUCUUGUUUAUACUGCUUGGGCCGGAGAAAACAUCCAUGGAUUACCAUGAAGUGGGCCGAUCCAUAUCAACCUUGAUGUCCAACCAGGACUUCCACGAUGUGGUGUACAGAGCGGAGUCCCGCGGAGAAAUCCUACAUGCCAUCAAUCAGUUUCUGGACGAGUCCAUUGUGCUGCCCCCUGGUGACUGGGAUCAGAAGACACUUCUUCCUAUCGCUGAAAUGAACAAAAGGAGGGCGAGACUGAGAAAGCGGAAAAAACAAAAAGAAGAUGAGAAAAAAGCAUUAAUAAAGAAAAUUGAGGAGGAGAAGAUCCCGUCGGAUCCCCUGAAAAGGACAGGGUGUAUAUUUGGAGGUUUGAUCAAUGAUAUGAGGCGUAGAUAUCCACACUACGUCAGUGACUUCACCGACGCUCUCAACGGCCAGUGUGUGGCAGCCUUCGUGUUCAUCUUCUUUGCUUGCUUUGCUCCCUGCAUCGCCUUUGGAGGUCUUCUGGAGGAGAAGACGGGUGGUUAUAUGGGAGUGACGGAGACGGUCAUCAGUACUUCCUUGAGUGGUAUCGUGUUUGGAUUGUUUGCCGGUCAGCCCCUGAUGAUAGUAGGAGCUACAGGUCCGGUUCUAGUCUUCGAGCAAUCCUUAUAUAAGUUCUGUAAAAGUAAUUCCAUUGAGUUCCUCACGAUGCGAGUGUGGAUUGCAUUCUGGGUAAUGAUGAUCUCAGCCAUUGUUGUAGCAGCAGAAAGCAGUUUCCUCGUUCGAUACAUUACCAGAUUUACUGAGGAAAUCUUCGCCAUUCUCAUCUCUCUCAUCUUUAUCUUUGAAGUCAUUAAAAAACUUGAUAAGACAUUUCAUUAUCAUCCGUUGGUGCCAUUGGAGGAGUAUUGUAAAGAUUUUGGAUGUAAAUCAGACAACGAGUCCGUUUUAUACAAUUCCUCCCUAUAUUUGUACACCAACACUUCCAAUACCAACUUUUCGUCAGAUCUCGUGUACAGUCACCCUAACAACACUGGUCACUAUGACGACGAGGACGACCAUGACUAUAAACAAAAAGUUCCUCGACAGCCAAACACUGCUCUGCUCUCCAGUAUCCUGACGAUCGGCACUUUUUUGGUGGCCCACUUCCUCAAGAUCUUCAGGAACAGUAAAUUUUUAGGCAGAAGUGCCAGAAGAGCUCUGGGUGACUUUGGGAUCGUUAUAUCUAUUAUUUUGAUGGUGCUACUCGACUACUCCAUGCCUGAUAUAUACACACAGAAAUUAUCCAUUUCUGAUAAUUUUGAGCCGACAUCACCAAGUAAGCGUGGCUGGUUUGUACACCCGCUAGGGACAAAGAAACCAAUCCAGGUCUACAUUAUUUUCGCUUCAUUUAUCCCAGCCUUCCUGAUAUUUAUUCUCCUGUUUCUGGAGACCCAGAUCACUGAAAUGAUUCUGAACAAGAAAGAGUUUAAGAUGCGGAAGGGUUCUGGGUUUCACCUGGACCAGGUAUUGAUGGGGAUGAUGACGUUCGUUUGUGCUCUGUUUGGCCUACCCUGGAUGUGUGCGGCCACCGUGCGUACAAUUGCUCAUACAUCUGCACUGAGUGUGAUGAGCCGUACACAUGCUCCCGGUGAAAAACCAAAGCUUGUAGAAGUAAAGGAACAGCGAGUUACCAAUAUACUCAUGAACGCUAUGAUAGGCGUUUCCUUAACUUGGGGUCCCCUCCUACAGCGAUUCCCUAUAGCUGUACUGUUUGGAGUUUUCCUCUACCUGGGGGUGUCCUCCCUGAGUGGUGUACAGAUGUUCAAACGAAUGAAACUGCUUCUUGUUCCUAACAAGUACCACCCGUCGACCAGCUACGUCCGACGGGUAAAGACAAUGAAAAUGCACCUGUUUACGGUUGUCCAGGUGGUUCUAUUAAUCCUCCUUCUCAUCGUUAAGAUGUCGGUGGCUGCUCUGGCUUUCCCUCUGUUUGUCAUUCUCCUGAUUCCGCUCCGACUCAAAUUCCUCGGAUAUGUUUUCACCCCAAGUGAAUUGGAAGUGCUUGACAAAGAAGAAGAGGACAGUGAUUUUGAGGAUGAAGAUGAUCCAGAUUUUUACCAGCAGGCUCACAUGCCGGUGUAGACACUGAUGUCAAAUCAAACGAUGUCUCCAAGCUGAUGUCGGCCCUCAUUGUAGGAAGUAUCACCAAUGUCGAAACUAUAACACUGCUGUCAAACAUUCUCUGAAAUUCAUUCAAAUAUCAAAUAUUCCAAGAUUCCUGUGGAACAGCUGGUCGUUUUGAUCUUUAUCUAUGAUGCUAGAUAGUAGUGGGAAUUCAUCUUUUUUAAUUAAUGAUUUUCACUACUAUUAGUUAUAAAAAUCAUUUGAGAAGUUGUCAAGUUUCAUCAAAAUAUACCUAGGAUUCUCAUCAUCAGAGUCACCAUCGAUUUUUACUUCUGAGCAUUUUAACUUGUCAAAUUUUCCUCAUUGUAAUGUUAAACUCAUCACACAAACAUUGAAUUCCAUCAAAAUGAUCUCAUCGACAAAUAUCAGCAAUUAGAUCAUGAAAUAUCAAAAAUUUAAAGAAUUUUUUAUAUGUGUACAUCGGUCAGUAUUAGGCUUAAAAGAAUUUAAAAUUGUUGCCGCCCGCGGUAAUUGUAUUUUUGUUACAUUUUGAUACUUGUUAUGCAUCUUUUCCAUCAGAAAAUUUAACAGCUUGAAUUCAAUUGCUGAAAUCUAACUUUUUUUCCCUUUUUUUUUUCUUUAUAAUUAUGUUUUGAAGUCCAGCUUUUGCAAAUAAAUUCUGGGUUCACAGAGGAGCAUUAUUAUGCAAAGUUGUUAAUAUAAGUUAAUUAUAUGGAAUGAAAUUCUUAUAUAAUUUAAUGAUGUUAUGAUUAUUUUGUAAAUAUGUUUUGAUCACCAAGUCAAUAAUAGCCUAGCUUGUUAUAGUAGAUCUCUAUGAGAACUCUAAUUUAUCUUAUACAAAAAGAUACAUAUGAAAGACUUAGUCAUGGAUCUAUACAAUAUUAGGGUUGUAUAUUACAUGCUACAGUAGCAGGUGCCUGUUUUGUUUAUGUGGAUGGAAAAGCUUGAGGAAUGGAUUCCAGAUUUAAAACCUGUUACCAAUUUUAUAUAUUUACAAUCUCUUUCUUUAAACUGUAAGUUAAAGACAAUAGAAGUUCAGAUGAUUAAGAUUUUAAAUGUUGCUGACAGCACAAUUUUUGAAUCCGAUGACUAUAUGGGAGAUCAGCUCUAAAGUGCGUAUAUUAUGUAACAGAACUGCUAGUUGACAGUUUAGAGUGCUGAUUUGCUAUGAUAGUUAUUUUCUUUUAUGAAAAACCUAUCUGAAAAUGAAGCUGGAAGUUAAUUGUUUCUUUAUUAACAUCAACUGAUGAUUAAUUAGGUCCUCAGCUCUAAAUUAUCAGGGGAGAUAAUUAAAUGUUACCUACUGAUGACCAGCUCUCUAGUGACAUUGUACACUGUAAUCAGGUUGUAUCAGAUUAUACAGAGUUAUUAACAAGCUUCUGAGGACGUAGAAUUCUGUAAUUCAAUAUUUAUUUCCUGUAUAAUAGAAAUAGAUUUGUAUUUCUCACAAAGAUCCAUACAGCUCAUAGCUGGUCAUUUUUCCAAACACAAAACCAGUAUCUAAAGAUUUCCGAGCCCACUCCUCUAGCUGAAGGGAGUAUCCAUCAAAAUCAAUAACCAGCAUUUAUAUAUAUAGGUCUCCGUGUCCACUUGCGUAAUUGUUAAGGGGAUAUCUAUCCAAAUCUGAAACCAUUAUUUAUAUGAAGAUCUUGGCGUCCACUGGCACAAUAAGUGGGUGUGUCUGUCCAAAUCUGAAACCAGCAUUUAUAUAAAGGUCUUGGCAUCCACUCGCACAAUAAGUGGGUGUGUCUGUCCAAAUCUGAAACCAGCAUUUAUAUAAAGAUCUUGGCGUCCACUCGCACAACAAGUGGGCAUGUCUGUCCAUAUGUAAACAGCAUUUAUCACUGGGUAUAUUAUCUGAAUCAUUAAAUCUGGAAUCACCAUUUAGAUCCAUCCACAUAAACUAGACUCACUGUAUUGUGUAGUAAAUUCUAAUCACACUGUAAAUACACAAUUUUAUAAAAUGUUCACGAUUCAACUUGUUAUUUGUUUUAUAUAGUUAUAUAGGUUUACACUGAGAAAUGGCAUAACAUUGUGUAUUCCUGGUCUUUUGUGAAAAUUUUUAUUUCUACUUCAUUCAUAGUAUUGUGUGAGUUUAAUUACAUGAAUCAUAUCUUCUAUGUUCAAUUGAUCAUAUAUCAAGUUUGUAGAUUACAAAUUACAAACUAAUUACUUUCCCAAUUUCCAAUUUUAUGAUUUAAUUGAGACUUCCAGUGAAUUCUUGUUGUCUUAAUUUCCCUCCGGAAUUUAUUUCCUCGUCACUUAAAUCUUUAAAUUAUUGUGCAGAACAGAUUUAAAUCUCGCAGCCGACCAAUAUUGGUCAACAUAUCAUUCUGUUCUAGACAUUUCAAGAUUUUCUCAUUUGGAAAGUCUUUAAGAAUUUCAUGAGUAAGAUGUCUCAUAAUCAGUGAGGAAUUAUUUUUCAAUUAAUAUUCUGCUGAAAACUGCUUGACAAAGAGACAUGAGAUAGAAAAUCAGGAAAUUACCCAGUGAGAAUGAGCUCAUACUACAUUUCUUUUCUUUAUUUUUUAUUUUUUUUUUUUGAGGUUUUUGUUUUUAUUUUGGUUUUUUUUUCAGUCCAUGUUAAAAAAAAAAAAAGAGCAACACAAAAAAAUGCUCCCUUUACAAAAUUGACUUAAUUUCCACUUUAGAGAUCAGAUAUCAACAGCAGCUCCUAGCCUCCUGAUUUGUUCUGUACAUUGGGUUUUGUAUCUGCAUUGUCCCGUUAUAUUUUAUUAUAAUUAUCAUCGAGUGAUUUCUAGUAGAGCAGUUAAAAUGCACAUUUCAAAUUUUUGAAAUCCUUCAAAAAAUUUCUUGUGUUUAUACUUGAACCAUUUGUUGUCUCCAUCAUUACGAAGGCCAUAUUGUUUAUAUGAAGAAUUUUUUAUCAAUUUUGUACAAAGUGUUAUAACAAUAAAGUGUGACUUUUAUGUAUUUUGAGGUAAAAAAGCAUUAUCUAAUUUCAUUAUUGUUUAUCAAUGUCACAAAAAACAUGAACAUGUAUAUAGCCAUUUCAUCAAAACAUGAACAUGUAUAAAUGAAGAGGUAGAAGGGACCAAAUAUUGUAGACGUCUGUUUGAUACAAUUAAGGCCUGGAAAAGAGACUUUUUUGUUAGAUUCCUUAAUGUAGAGUGUAAAGUAAACAGCUUUUGCUAGUUCAUUGUGUAUUAGAAUACCAGAGUCGGUAUGAACAAAAGUCUAGCUGGACUCAUUUAUUAUAGUAUAUUCCUAAAUCUUCACCAUUUUGUUUCAUGCCUUUAAAUAUUUCUUUUAUUUCACAAAUGCCAGCCCUUCAUUUUCAUUUUUGUCAGACUUAACAAAACAUUCUUCUUAAUUGAUUCAGUGUUUAUGAAUUAAACCACAUCAAUCUUAAAUAAAAUCUGUCUCUUAAAGACUUAAAAGCAUGAAGCGUACUGGGAAAUGCUGAAAAAAAUGUUAUUCCAUAACUGAUCUCAACCAGUUCAUCGCUGUAUAGCCAUGUAGCUUAUGUAUAUUUGUGUGCAAUUUUAAUACAACUAAAUAUGUAUAAUAUAUAUAUAAAGGGGAAAUAACUCUCUACAUUGUUUUUAUCAUUUUAUCCUCUCCACUCUCCACAUUUUGCCAGUAAUAUUCACAUAUUGUGUGUUGAACUCAUUCAACCAAAUCAACACAAAGUUUAUGUCGGAAACAAAAUGUUCCCUGAAUGUAUUAUAGGGUAAGUUAAUUCUGUCUAGUAACAGUUGUCCACAGAGGAUUAUAUAUAGGUCUCUCGCUUCUCAUUGAUGUUCAAUAACCCUAGCUGAGAGUUAAUCAACUCUUAAUGCAACAAAAACACAAUUUUAAAACUUUCAAAUUAAGAAAAUAUCACAAAAUAGAAAUAUAAACAAAUUUUGGAUAUGAAAAGUCUUGGCGAUAAAAUCUGUAAGUAAAAUGGCCUGCUGUAGCAAAGUCUAUUAAGGAAAUUUCUUAAAUAGCCACAAACUUAAAUGUUACAGCUACAACCCUAUAAGUAAUAAGUAGUAUGUGACAGAAAUUGGGACAUUAUAAUUGAUUGGGUUUUAACACAAGACACUGUACAUAUUACCAUAAUUAUUCAGCAAUAAGCCUGCCUGGUAAUAAGCUCAACCAUGCCUUUUGCAGUUAACUUGCUUCAAUAAAUCUAAUCCCUAUGUUAAGUCAAUUAAGUUGAUGUUUUGGUCGUCUUGGCUUAUUACAGGAAAAUAACGCUAAAUUGUGGCUAGCUUCUGUAGGAUUUCUAAAAUGUUUGUUUUAAAACAAGAAUGGUGCUCAUAUAUGUAUAUAAUGUAUGUAAAUGUAAGUGUGUCAGCUGUUCUAUUUAUAGAAUAUUUGACAGGGUACACAUGGAGGUAUAUGUUCUUUCAUUUUACGUUUUGUUAUAACUAACAUGACCUUGUCCUUGUCUUACUAACUGUUAAGUUAUAUGAUUUAUAUAUUAAAAAGAGGAUUUUUUUUCUAUAUAUUUUUAUCUCGUCGUCACUUAUAAUUUCAGUAAAUGUGUAUCAUAAUAUUAUUGGGGAGGUAGUGUACUAAUUUAAGUACAGGUAUGAAUAUUUUUUUACAUACCUGAGAUUUUACAUUGGGGAGGUAAUGUAUUCAUACAACUUUGCAUUUGUUCACACAUUCAAUAUUUUACCAAUCAGUACAAUAGAAUUUUAACAAAUUUUUCUUGUUUCUUUUGUACUGCUUUUUCAAAUCAAAGUUAUUCCACAGUUUACAGGAAUAUAUGAACCAAUACACAGAAUACAAACUGUAAAUAAUUUAAUGUUUUCACAAAAUAAGUGAUAAGACAUACCAUAUUUGUCAGACAAUAAGCUCAGGUCUGGUAAUAAGCCCUCCCAUAUCAAUAACACUUCUCUAGCUAUGUCAACAAAUGUUUCAUUUUCCUUCAAUGAGCCCAUCCCUUCUUAUAGAGUUUAUGAGUUGGCCAAGGUAUAUAUACCUCACUUAUACGUCCCACUGUCCUGGGACAAGGAUUUACAAAAAUGUGGACCUACACGGGCUGACCCUUGGGCCCUCAGGAAUGAUAAACAUUAAAUGUACAUAUGUUGGUGACCCUGGGGAUCACUUAUAUGCGAGAUGACUGGCAAAGUCUAUAAAUAGACCUUUGUAGGUGGGGUGACCCUUGGGGUCGUAUAAAUAUGAGGUGACCUGGCAAAGGCUAUAAAUAGACCUAUAUAGGUGGGGUGACCCUGGGGGUCGUAUAAAUACAAGGUGACCUGGCACAGGCUAUAAAUAGACCUGUAUCGGUGGGAUGACCCCAGGGAAGGAUAAUACAUAGUCCCAGGAAGCUAUAAACACUGAAGAGUUCCAAUUGCAGUUCCUAAUGUUGAAAUUCCUGCGUGAACAGAGCAGGCCUGCGGGGAGUACAACAGUAGAUAAUGGUUCUGUAGUUAGUCCCCUGGGCUACUGACAGGAUACAUAUGGUGCUCAGAGGAUAAACGAUGAAGAUCUUUGUACACUUUAGCAGUAUGGGUACAAAUUAAACAGAGUAAAGGGUUUCUAUACAAAUCAAGCCAGUAAUUCUAGUUUGUGCUAUUACCAAAAUAGGUGUGUUCAACAUACAGUGGGAAAUGCAGAAGGAACCCUAUUUGCUUUUUAAUAGCCAUGGUUCUUUUAAAGAUGUGAUAGUGAGUAGUCAAAAUAUAUUUUGUAAGUUUGUUAUUCUUUAAUUUGUUUUACCUUGAAAGUAAAUUGGACUGUUUAUCUUUUAUGAUAAAUCUUCAUAAGCCACAAGGUUAAAGGUAUAAAGUGUUACUUCCUCACAAUAUUUUAAUAUGUUAAGAAGUAAUACAGAGUUUGUUAUGUAGAUAUAUGAUACUGAUAUUUUGCAUGAACAUUUUUCUGAGGUCAAACAUCAUUACUGUGAAGUCAAAUUGGUUAUUAAUUAACAUUUUUUUCCCAUCAAAUUAUGACAUGUUUUGGAGUAUUGCCAAAGAUUUGCAUUGAGCACAAUUUCCAUUAAAAACACUACUGGGAGUAUACAAAGUCGAUGUUAGCGUUAUUAUAGACGCUGUAUAGACAUGUUACCCAGGUACAGUACAAUGUUAUGCUCCCUUUCAGCCCGAAACAAUACUUCAAUAUUCUGAAGUAAAAUAUGACGGCCAUCAAAUGUUACAUGUUCUAGUCUGCAGUCUUUGACAAGUAGAACAAAUGUGAUGUGUUAUUUUUUUUUUUUUUUUUUAAUCAUUUUAAUAUAUUGCAUGUUAUGUAUGUAAAGCUUGAUGCUUUAUAAUUUCCUUACUUUUUGUAGCUGUACAUCUGUUUUGUUAUGUUUUUCGUGAACAUAAAUGUUUGAAAAUGUUUUUAAUUUCGUAAAAACUGAGUUAAAACACAGAUGUAUACUCACUGUUUCCUGAUACCAGGACGUUUGUGAGAAAACUUGUGAUAAACAAAUACAACUAGGGUACAGAAGACCUACAGCAUUUAGCUGAUUUGGUAUCAAUUCUGACAACGAACUAAAAAUACACAAUGAUAAUUAUAAGUACAAAAUGAUUAAUUAGUAUAUAAUUAGAUGUAUAAAUAAAUGGUAGUUAUGAACUAAUUGUCAUGAUAAUAUGUAAUUUAAUUAUACAUAUGAAGUAUUAAUUUGUGUGACAUAUUAAUUGGUCAAGAGAACAUGUCAAUCUGAUUAAAAUACAGAUCCUAAUACUAUCGUGUUAAUCAGAUUUGAGAACAUGUAUACAGGGUACAGAUAUUGACUAUAUCCUGUCACUGUCUGUUACAGAGUUUGUACAGGGUACAGAUAUUGACUAUAUUCUGUCACUUUCUGUCUGUUACAGAGUUUGUACAGGGUACAGAUAUUGACUAUAUCCUGUCACUUUCUGUUACAGAGUUUGUACAGGGUACAGAUAUUGACUAUAUUCUGUCACUUUCUGUCUGUUACAGAGUUUGUACAGGGUACAGAUAUUGACUAUAUUCUGUCACUUUCUGUCUGUUACAGAGUUUGUACAGGGUACAGAUAUUGACUAUAUCCUGUCACUGUCUGUUACAGAGUUUGUACAGGGUACAGAUAUUGUCUAUAUCCUGUCACUUCCUGUAACAGAGUUUGUACAGGGUACAGAUAUUGACUAUAUCCUGUCACUGUCUGUUACAGAGUUUGUACAGGGUACAGAUAUUGACUAUAUCCUGUCACUUUCUGUCUGUUACAGAGUUUGUACAGGGUACAGAUAUUGACUAUAUCCUGUCACUUUCUGUCUGUUACAGAGUUUGUACAGGGUACAGAUAUUGACUAUAUCCUGUCACUUUUCUGUCUGUUACAGAGUUUGUACAGGGUACAGAUAUUGACUAUGUCCUGUCACUUUCUGUCUGUUACAGAGUUUGUACAUCAGGUACAGACAUUGACUGUAUCCUGUCACUUUCUGUCUGUUACAGAGUUUGUACAUCAGGUACAGAUAUUGACUAUAUCCUGUCACUGUCUGUUACAGAGUUUGUACAGGGUACAGAUAUUGACUAUAUCCUGUCACUGUCUGUCUGUUACAGAGUUUGUACAUCAGGUACAGAUAUUGACUAUAUCCUGUCACUUUCUGUUACAGAGUUUGUACAGGGUACAGAUAUUGUCUAUAUCCUGUCACUGUCUGUUACAGAGUUUGUACAGGGUACAGAUAUUGACUAUAUCCUGUCACUGUCUGUUACAGAGUUUGUACAGGGUACAGAUAUUGACUAUAUCCUGUCACUUUCUGCCCAUUCCAGACUAUCACUAUUUUUUUGCUCAUAUUUUACCAAGAUUUUUAUUUUUUAUUUCUACCUGAUUAUAAAAAGGUAGGAUGUCUCAAAAAACUUGUGUUCUCACUUAAAAUUGUUUAUUUUAUUAUCAGGGUUAGCAAUAAUAUGGAAAGGCCAACAGCAGUUUUAUAACUGUUAAAUUGGCAAGGGUAUAUUGAAGUUUAUAUUACAAUACAUAAUAUUAGUGUAUACGUACUGUAUCCAGUCAGAACUCACAGAAAAGAUUAUCUUAAUCUACAGUGAAGCCUGUCUAAUCUGACCCCUGAGUAUCCCUACAUACUGUCUAAUCUGACCCCUGAGUAUUCUAACAUCCUGUCUAAUCUGACCCCUGAGUAUUCCAACAUCCUCUCUAAUCUGACCCCUGAGUAUUCCAACAUACUGUCUAAUCUGACCCCUGAGUAUUCCAACAUACUGUCUAAUCUGACCCCUGAGUAUUCCAACAUACUGUCUAAUCUGACCCCUGCGUAUUCCAACAUACUGUCUAAUCUGACCCCUGCGUAUUCCAACAUCCUGUCUAUUCUGAUCACUGAGUAUUCCAACACCCUCUCAGUAACAUUAUAUCCCGAUUUACAAAUUUCAAGGAAACAUAUUUAAUCACACUUUGGAAUCCAUCAAGCCCUGUAAUAAAUCCAUGCCUGGUGUCAAACUCACGAUUGUCAAAACGUUUCAA
Messenger RNA from Pecten maximus, 13281 nucleotides. RefSeq names its product band 3 anion transport protein-like. Gene Ontology annotation, cellular component: plasma membrane. The record is from RefSeq and is a predicted model, not a curated record. Gene Ontology annotation, biological process: monoatomic anion transport; bicarbonate transport; regulation of intracellular pH. NCBI's taxonomy places the organism in Eukaryota, Metazoa, Mollusca, Bivalvia, Pectinida, Pectinidae. Gene Ontology annotation, molecular function: solute:inorganic anion antiporter activity; monoatomic anion transmembrane transporter activity.